Molecule: messenger RNA, 3632 nt
Organism: Erythranthe guttata (spotted monkey flower)
Lineage: Eukaryota; Viridiplantae; Streptophyta; Magnoliopsida; Lamiales; Phrymaceae
Gene: CIP111
Product: Cam interacting protein 111
Cellular component (GO): cytoplasm; chloroplast
Molecular function (GO): ATP hydrolysis activity; ATP binding
Source: RefSeq, a predicted model, not a curated record
GAUCCAAAAGGUUCAAAUUAAUUCAACUUCAGUUACGAAAAUGCCUACGAAGAAAAAGAGCUCAAAAACACCUUCGAAACCCUCCAACAACUCCGACCACAACGGCGAUUUUCCCUCUUCCCCCCCCGCCGCCGCUUCUUCUUCUUCUCCGAUAUCGUCAAUUUUCGACCCCACCGACGAACAAUUGCUGCUGUCCUUCCUCGAUGAAGCUUCGGUUAAAUUCCCGUCUCUCAUUUCCAGAGGAGCUCUCGUCGGCACAGUGGUGUACGACGCCGUUUCCGAAUCCAGAGGCUGCAAAAUUUGGCUUUCCGAGUCGGCCAUGCUUUCCUCUUCCAUUCCCCCCGGCUCCCUUGCCUCGGUCUCCCUUUCUUCUUUGGACAAAACUUCGAGUGGCUUUCCUUUGAGUGUGAUAUCAGACGAAUGCGCACGGCAUUUUGGGUUUGACUCGGCAGAUAAUGUGGGUGAAGAAGCGGGAGAUUUCUUUGCUCUCGCAACCGUAUUCCCAUCUUCUAAGGUGUUGAAGAACGGGGUGCGCUUUUCUUCGGACCUUUCAUAUACUCUGGGUUGUCCAGCAUCAGGCAGGAUUGUUUUUGUUUAUCCUGUUAAUCGUCAACCUUUGACCGAGAAUAGAAAUGGUAAACAAAAUGGCAAUGCAGCUAGUUAUAUCUCAUUAGACAGCUGCAAGGAUUUUUAUGUAUCUCCAGUAUAUUUGAAGGGCAAAAUUGAUAUGGAAGUUGCAUAUGGUCAAGUUGAAAAUAACAAAGUUUCAUCCCCAAAGACACCAUCUCUUUCAGAGUCGAAACUUAGGUCUCCGUGUUCAACAACAUCUUGCACAUCGAAUUACGACAAGUCCACAUCAAAGAAAAAUUAUUUGUCUCAUGCAUCUAUUAACAUACUUGACGUGGAGGAAGUUUUAGGGGAUGAUUCUUCAAGGAAGCUUCUAGAGAACUGCACUGCGUCGUGGUUGAGUUCACGAAGUUUACUCCCUGGAAAUUUUGUUAUCGUCCCAGUACUUUCAGGGCUAUGUGUUUUUCGGGUUGCAGCCAAAAGAUUGUUGUCAAAUAGUGAGAUCUCGAAUGGUAAUAAUCAUGAUUUCCCGGCUCGAAGUACAGAUACAGGACAAGAAACGGUAUCUGCUUUUUCUCUAGAUUGGGGAACAAAGAUUCAUUUUCUGUUACCAGGAAAUCGCAUGUUUGAUGAAACUUCAGUGAGCAGCGCUUCAGCACAACCAGAACUUGCACAUGGUUCUACCAAAAUUAGUACGGGAAUUAACGUUCCUAUGUUGGGAGGCCUUUCUAAAGAAUAUGCACUUCUAAAAGAUAUUAUAAUCUCAUCAGCAUCGCAAGUUACAGUUGCAAGGUUCGGUUUACGGCCUACAAAAGGAGUGCUUCUUCAUGGGCCACCAGGAACUGGGAAGACUACUUUGGCUCAAAUAUGUGCUCAUGAUGCUGGCAUUAGCAUGUUUUCCGUAAAUGGACCUGAAAUUAUUAGUCAAUACCAUGGAGAAUCUGAACAAGCGUUGCAUGAAGUGUUUGACAAUGCCAGUAAGGCUUCACCUGCUGUAAUUUUCAUUGAUGAGUUGGAUGCGCUUGCACCUGCACGUAAAGAUGGAGGAGAUGAACUAUCUCAAAGAAUGGUCGCCACUCUCUUGGAUUUGAUGGAUGGAAUUAGUAGAACAGACGGAAUACUAAUUAUUGCCGCAACAAAUCGUCCUGACAGUAUCGAGCCUGCACUUAGACGCCCUGGAAGACUCGACAGAGAAAUUGAAAUAGGUGUUCCAUCUCCUCAGCAGCGUCAUGAAAUAUUGCUUGCCCUUCUUCGUGAGAUUCAGCAUUCACUUUCAGACAAGGAUAUCCAAAAUCUUGCAAUGGGCACACAUGGUUUUGUUGGAGCUGAUUUAGCUGCUCUUUGCAACGAGGCAGCCUUAGUUCGUCUUCGGCUUUAUGUUAAAUCAAAUGUUAGUUCAGAUUUCAAAGUUUCAACUGUUUCAUUCGAUUCAGUCUGCCAAACAUCAAGUCAGUCACGAGAUUUUUACUCGGGCGCUGAUGUGGAAUCACCUCGAAAUUCGGUAGAUACUGUGGAAAGUAAUUUGGAGGCAGCUUUUUCAGAAACAUUAAAUGGGGAUUCUGUUCCAAACGACAUCUUAAGUGUUAAUUCAGAUGACUUUGAGAAGGCUAGAGUUAGAAUAAGGCCAAGCGCCAUGAGAGAGGUAAAUCUUGAAAUUCCAAAAGUUCGGUGGGAAGAUGUUGGUGGUCAGGAAGAGGUCAAAAUGCAAUUGAUGGAAGCUGUGGAAUGGCCUAUAAAGCACAAGGAUGCUUUCGAGCGCAUUGGAACCCGCCCACCUUCCGGAAUAUUGUUGUUUGGCCCUCCAGGUUGCAGCAAAACUCUUUUAGCCCGUGCAGUAGCUUCAGAGGCAGGAUUGAAUUUUCUUGCAGUAAAGGGCCCUGAGCUUUUCAGCAAAUGGGUCGGUGAAUCUGAAAAGGCAGUGCGUUCAUUGUUCGCCAAAGCAAGGGCAAAUGCUCCUUCGAUUAUAUUUUUCGAUGAAAUUGAUGGACUUGCUGUAAUUCGUGGGAAAGAAAGUGACGGGGUUUCGGUUGGUGAUCGGGUUAUCAGUCAGCUACUCGUUGAAUUGGAUGGUCUGCAACAAAGGGGUAGUAUAACUGUAAUUGCUGCUACAAACCGGCCAGAUAAGAUCGAUUCUGCUCUUCUCAGACCAGGGCGUUUUGAUCGACUGCUUUAUGUGGGACCACCAAACAGAAAAGACCGAGAGGAUAUAUUCCGUGUGCAUUUGCAUCAAAUGCCGUGUAGUUCUGAUGUAUGUAUAAGGGAGCUCUCUCUUCUUACUGAAGGCUACACAGGUGCUGAUAUAUCACUUGUCUGUCGUCAAGCAGCCAUUACAGCUAUGGAAGAAAACAUAGAUGCCUCGGAAAUCACAACGGAACACUUGAAAGUUGGAAUUAAACAAGUAAAUCCAUCUGAUGUUGGUACGUAUGAUGAGCUAACGGAAAAAUUUCAGCGACUCGUUCAUUCAACUGCUAAGGAAGAUCAUUUGGCAGCAGAAACUUCCCUCUCAAUUCAACCAAGUCAUAAAUCACUUUGGACCAGAAUAGCAUCAGCUGUGCCCUCUCCUUUUCGGCUCCCCAGAUUUUUUCCGAAAUCGGGUUUUUCGUGACUACGCCGGUAAUUUACACACACACACACACACACUGGAACGUGUAUUUCAUGUAUAAAUGAACAGUGAAUACACACACCUGGUGUACACAAGCAGUUAUAGUAGCAUUACACUGUACAUAUAAACAUGAUUUGCCUAUGGGGAAAAAAAAAUAUAAAAAAAAGAAAAAAGAAUUAUUACAUCCUGGUCUACUGUGUGGGGAGUUUAAGGUUGGUCUAUGUUGUAAUGAUGAAGCAACAAGAAGAUUCGUUACAGAUGGCAGACUGUGAUUGGUACUCAUUAUUUCCUUGUUGUGGAUAAGCAGUGGGGAUUGCAAGUGUUGCAAGAUGUUGUUUCUCAUAUGGCAAAAGAGAUUGUCAAAUGUCAAGUCAGUGUGAUUAAUUUGGCAACAACUUUUGUCAGAUUCACAAUUUCAACACACUAUUUAUUUUCACCCUUUUAAUCUAUUUAUUUAUUUUUU